This is a messenger RNA of Desarmillaria tabescens, 1529 nucleotides long. RefSeq lists its product as uncharacterized. Bases 265 to 1257 code for a protein of 330 amino acids. The transcript is spliced from 16 exons. NCBI's taxonomy places the organism in Eukaryota, Fungi, Basidiomycota, Agaricomycetes, Agaricales, Physalacriaceae. The record is from RefSeq and is a predicted model, not a curated record.
CGCACCACUUCCAUCCUUUCCUCAACCUUCCGCGGUACUGUGAGACGCGAAACAUGAUGAUCAUUCAACUCCUUCGAAACAGGACACGCGUAGACUGACAACUCUGGGAUUCGGCUUAAGCUCGGUGUGUCAGGGACAUCUUUGUUCGAUGAUCAUUGCAUUGUGGUCCCUGGCUGGAAAUGAUAUUCUCGGAGCAUGCAUGAGGGCCAGGUAUCUUUAAGCUGAGGAGUACCUUUCCCCUCCGUCUCCUCUCAUCAAGCCCCCAUGUCUGUGGGGGCACUCACGCCCGACGAACUCGAGCACCUUUACGGUUGUAUCAGAUACGGUCGGAUGGGAAAUGGCAUGCUUUUUGCAUGCGCUGCGCUUUUUCUAUUCGACUUUUGUCUGACCUUUUACGACGAGUUACGGUUUAUUUGGAAGCCCCGGCGCAUCACUCUGACCUCUGUGUCAUAUCUAUUGUCCCGGUAUCCAGUUCUAGCAACGACGAUCUUGAUACUACUGCCCUCUUACACCAUACAAGAAGGAAAUGAAACACUUCUACUAUCUCAAAUUGCUAUAGUACUUCGUCUAGCUUCCAUCGUUUCUUCGGAAUUCAUCCUCGCCGUACGCACUUGGGCCAUAUGGGAAAAGAGUCGACGGAUUUUGAUGAUUUUGACUGUAUUUUCUGUGGCCGCCGUGGUCCCGGCGGCAGUAGUCAUCGCAAAGGACGUAUCAACCUCUGAAGUCGAUCCAGUCUAUGCGGCUUACCCCGAAUGCAGAGCCCUAAUAAGCACUGUACGUGAUGCCUACGUGGUUCCGUAUGUGUUAACCAUCUUGUACGAGGGUGUGACACUUUCGUUAUCCCUGAUUCGUAUAACCCGGUGGCGGCGGAGGAUACCAAAAAACGUUCGAGCACCAUUAUUAGACACGUUAUGGAGGGACGGCGUGUUCUACUUUUCGUGGACCUUGAUGCUAGGGUUCUUGAACAUAGGGUUAGCCGUGCAGUCCACAUCCUCGCAGGUCCGAGUGGGAGGGUCUCAACUCCAGGCAAUCAUACACAGCAUAUUGUCCUGUCGUAUCGUCCUUCACUUGGCAGGAUCGAAAUCCCCGAAAGAUAUCGAUACCUCCGGUUGUUCGUUGUACACUGAUGCCGCUAUCCAGUUCACAACACGAGGACUCAUUGAAGACAUACCUCUGUCUGAGCCGAGCCAUCGUGAAGCGAGAGAUGUGGAUAGUCGAGAUGUGGAAGCGGCCACUCCAGCCCCCAGAAUGGGCUAAAGUGAAGAAUAUAUGAUAAGCAUCCUACAUCUCAGUGUAUCAAUAGUAUUCUUAUAGUAUCACAGUUGUUUCUUUUACUUUAACUAGUACCACGCUGUCAUCAUGUCCAGUUCUUUGGUUUCGUAUUAUAUAUGAGGAUACGUAUACCGUUUCGCUGACUCUGGAUUGAUCUCACAUCAGACUAAAAUACAACACGUCAAAAAUCGAAGCGAAGAUAUUCCUGUACGUUCACAAAUCUCCUUCAAUACCGGAAACGCUAGGAACCUGAUGAA